Molecule: messenger RNA, 1962 nt
Organism: Tarenaya hassleriana
Lineage: Eukaryota; Viridiplantae; Streptophyta; Magnoliopsida; Brassicales; Cleomaceae
Product: probable tetraacyldisaccharide 4'-kinase, mitochondrial
Exons: 9
Coding region: 826-1686 (286 amino acids)
Biological process (GO): lipid A biosynthetic process
Molecular function (GO): lipid-A 4'-kinase activity; ATP binding
Source: RefSeq, a predicted model, not a curated record
GCUCUUCACCGCUCCCUCCUUCCUCUCCUCUCACUCGCUUCUUCUCUCUACGGUGUCGGUCUCUCUCUCCGUCACCUUCUGUAUCGCUUCUCCGUCUUCAAACAACACCGAUUGCCGGUGCCAGUGAUCAGCUUGGGGAAUUUGACCUGGGGAGGAAAUGGGAAGACGCCAAUGGUAGAAUACAUUGCUCGAUGCUUUGUGGAUUCUGGAAUUUCGCCGCUCAUUCUUACCCGUGAGUUCAUUGACAGAUGAAGGAGCAAUGUUUUUCAAGGAUUGUCUGAGGUUGAGCUGGAGUUUCAGUGUCCCUUCGCCCUUGGUUGAAUUUGAGUUUUGGAACAAAGAUUUCGGGGACGAUGCCAAUACUCUUGCAUAUGAUUGCAAAUGGAGUUUUGUUCCCUAAUAACCUAUGGAUUAAUUUUGGAUGACUUCAAUGAAAUCCUGUUUUCUAUAAGUAUUAUGAGGCAAUAAUAGUAGGAUUUCAAAUCAUGUGAUAUAAUUUUGGAGUCUGUAAAGAAAAAUAAAACUGUUUGAUUUCAAGUUAAGAGGCUCAGGGCUGGUUUGGAGGGUUUUGUUAAAUGACUUGAGUAGGCUAAUAGGCUUCGACUAAUAGAACACCAGAACUAGGUUAAAUACUUCCUGUUUUCUAAAAGAUAGUUUACGCUAAUUUUCGUGUCAAACAUAAAGCUUAGAAUCAGCAUACUUCUUUACUAUCUUCACACUGGAGACGGAGACUAAAAGGCAGCCCAGUGCACAAAGCAUCCGGUUGAGACGGGACCGGAGAAGGGUCCCACUACAGAGGGUUAUUUUGGUGGAGAUGAAGCAAAGAUGCUUGAGAGGCAUCUUUUAGAUCUACCAGUGAAAAUUGGUAUAGGCGCAAACCGGGCAGCCUCUGCUUCUUGGUUUCUUCAAAAGUAUGGAUAUUUAAAUCCUUGGAGUGUGAUGAAAUCCUUUGAUCAGUCCCCCUUCCAUCGGGAAAGAGGAGAUGAAAUCAUCUCCGAGAAAAUUGGUGCUGCUAUUCUCGACGAUGGCAUGCAGCAUUGGAGUUUGUGCCGUGAUCUCGAGAUUGUGAUGCUUAAUGGGUUAAAUCCGUGGGGAAACUCUGGUUUAGUUCCCCUUGGACCCUUAAGGGAACCUUUCACAGCUCUUGGAAGGGCAGAUAUUGCUGUUGUUCAUCAUGCAGAUUUGAUAACUGAACAAAGCCUCAAAGACAUUGAGCUAACGAUACGAGAAUUCCAAAACUCGAUCCCAAUUUUCUACACCAAAAUGACUCCCAAAUAUUUAUUUGAUGCUAAAAUUGCUACGUCACAUGUACGUUUAGAAGCUCUGAAUAAGGCCAACGUGUUAUGCGUUUCAGCAAUUGGAUCAGCCGAAGCCUUUGUCAAGAGCAUCAAGAAGAUAGGAGCAGAUUACAUUGAUAGACUUGAUUUCAGUGACCAUCAUGUAUUUCAAUCCGAGGACAUCGAAAAUAUAAGGAGGAGAUUGCAGCACCUGGAGUACAAAUUCAAUUCCAAACCCAUUGUUGUGAUAACUGAGAAGGACUACGAUAGAGACCCGGAAAUUCUAAACCUCCUGGAUUCAUACAAAAUCUUUGUUCUGUGUUCGGAGUUGCAAUUACUUGCUUAUCGAGGGACCACUGCGGAAGGGUUCAAAUCAACGAUGAAGAGAGCUCUGGCGGCGAAGUUUUAGGUUUCGAAUUAGAUUCAAGCUUCUUCAUGAAUAAAUUCAUUCUUUACAUUCAGCCAUUGACAAAAUUGUAACUGGAGUUUCUGUCCUUUGAAUUACCAGUGUUUGGGGAGCUGUUGUUUUAGUCUUGGGAUUUUUGUCCACAGACAAAAUUGUCGUUGUUUAUGGUUUUGUGUAGGGUAGGCAUUUCAGGAUUCAGAAUUCUACUCGGAAUUUUAGUGGUUUGUUUCGGAAAUAGUUUAUUGGGUACUAUAAAAUUUGUAUUAAAUUAGUAUCGUA